Glycine soja is the source of this 815-nucleotide messenger RNA. RefSeq names its product heptahelical transmembrane protein 2-like. NCBI's taxonomy places the organism in Eukaryota, Viridiplantae, Streptophyta, Magnoliopsida, Fabales, Fabaceae. The transcript is spliced from 2 exons. Gene Ontology annotation, molecular function: signaling receptor activity. Gene Ontology annotation, biological process: response to hormone. The coding region runs from base 1 to 801 and encodes 266 amino acids. Gene Ontology annotation, cellular component: membrane. The record is from RefSeq and is a predicted model, not a curated record.
AUGAUGGUGCUUGGAGGUUGUCUGUCGAACAAGUUCAAGGCACCGGCGAUGAAGUUGCUCACGAUGGGGAAGGAAAUCAACGGUUCUCGUCCUGCCACCACGGGAUUCUUGGAUUCACAUUUGAGACACAUAUUGGUACAACCCAUCAUUCAUGAGCUGAGAGAUGAUGGUGCAAAGACAAUUCCUAUAUGGCCAUGGUUCGUUUUCUUAGCUGGAGGAAUGGGCUGUUUGGCUUCUAGUACUCUUUCCCAUCUUCUGGCCUGCCACUCAAAACCCUUCAACCUGUUUUUUUGGCGUCUAGAUUAUGCAGGAAUCUCUCUUAUGAUAGUGUGCUCCUUCUAUGCUCCAAUUUACUAUGUCUUUUACUGCAAUCCCUACAUAAGGACUUUCUAUUUGACCUCAAUAUCUGUGCUUGGAGUCCUAGCCAUCAUCACCCUUCUUGCCCCUUCACUCUCUUCCCGUCACUUACGACCCUAUAGAGCAUCUUUAUUUCUUUGCAUGGGGUUUUCAGGUGUCAUUCCUGCUGUUCACACUCUAGCAACCCAUUACGACCACCCGCAUGUUGUUGUUGCGCUCGGGUAUGAGCUUCUAAUGGCAAUUCUAUACACUACCGGAGCUGUGUUCUAUGUUACUAGAAUACCAGAGCGAUGGAAGCCUGGGGCAUUUGAUAUUGCAGGCCACAGUCAUCAGAUUUUUCAUGUUUUUGUUGUUCUUGGGGCGCUUGCACACACUCUAGCCACACUACUUGUAAUGGAAUUUCGACAGGGAUCACCCACCUGUAACACUCAACAUUGUCAAUAGUUGUCAACAUUCUA